Rhodotorula toruloides NP11 is the source of this 3684-nucleotide messenger RNA. Its product is annotated as spindle pole body-associated protein sad1. Bases 1 to 3684 code for a protein of 1227 amino acids. Gene Ontology annotation, cellular component: nuclear envelope; meiotic nuclear membrane microtubule tethering complex. The transcript is spliced from 4 exons. Gene Ontology annotation, biological process: nuclear envelope organization. Gene Ontology annotation, molecular function: protein-membrane adaptor activity. The record is from RefSeq and is a predicted model, not a curated record. Lineage: Eukaryota; Fungi; Basidiomycota; Microbotryomycetes; Sporidiobolales; Sporidiobolaceae.
AUGUCCCGCCCGCCCAACUCGCGUUCAUCGCACGGCCGCUCGCCCUCUGUCGAAGGCGAGAUCCGCCGCGCCUCAGUCCACUCUCUCAACCUCAGCUAUGCCUACGGCGCUCCCGCCUCGCCGCGCGUAGGCGCCUCGUCGUCCGCUCGUAUGCAGGCUUCUCCGCCUCGACGAGCGAGGAGCUCAACCGGCGCCGUGGAGGAGGAGGAAGAGGGCGAGCAGGAGGACCAGGGAGCGGCUCCGGGACCAGCCGACUCGGGUCGAGCUGCUGAGCCUGCUGCAGUCCGGUACGCACGACUCGCGCAGAGGAAGAAGGACACGGGAGGGAACGCCUAUCCGCCUCCGCCGCCUGUCGCGUACGGCGGGUUGCAGAACACGAGCGUCAAUAUUGCCAACGCUUUCAAGGCGGCGACGAGCGGGCUCGGUGGGGUUGUGACCGGCGGGAGGAGGGAGGACUUCCCGCCGUUGAAUGGGAGAGAAGAGAAUGGUGAGGGCGAGGCGGAAGAAGCGGGAGAGGAGCAGGAUCUGCCGCAGCCGGCCAAGGCGCCCGCCAGCGCAGGCAAGAAGCGCAAGAAACACGCGCCGAAAGACCCGACUUAUCGUCACCAGGCGGGCCAGACGUCAAGUAGCGAGGAGUCCGAGUUCGACCAGCGCGCGAAGGGCAAGAAGCGCACGAAGGUGCACUCGGAAGAAGAUGAUCUCGCUGACGACCCUCGUUCUGCCAACAAGCCUCGCCGCCGCUCACAAAAGCCCGCCGACCCGUCCUACAACCCGACGAAGGACCCCUCAUACCAUGCCGGCGACACUUCGACCGCUGAUUCGGACAAUGGCGCUGCGACGAAGCGGCGCAAGAGCAAGGGCAAAGGGCGCGCGAGUACUGGCGGUCGCUCUGCGGCUCAGGAGGCCAUCCCGCGCGGUAUCCGAGACGGCGAGAUCUGGUACGGCAAGAAGCGGAAGGGCAAGCGGGGUUCGAGAAGGUCGACUGCAGGUGCGGAGGGUGACGAGCAGGAAGACGACGAGGAGGAGGACGAAGAGGAUGAUCUGGAGUACGAGGGGCAAGACCUGGGCGGCAUGGACCCGCAGGAUCACCCCGCCGGCAACGACUAUCUCGACGACGACGAAGCCGACCGCACGACUCCUGCCGCGUCGUAUUUCCUUCGUCUCAGAUCGCCUUCGCCGCAAGCGAACGGCAGCACCUCGACUAGUCAUCAGCAAGCCGCAGCAUCGUCUUCGCGAAUCAAUGGCGCAGGUCCAGUCGAUCCCGCCUUUGCCGCUUUCGACCGCUUGCUCGGCCCCGGUAACGACAGCAACAGUCUCUCAGCCUCUUUCGACGACUCGGUCCUCCGCGGCAGCUCGUACGAUUACAGCGAGGAGGAGCGCAUCGUCCAGGCGCUCGAAGCGCAGAAGAAGCGGCAUUUCGAGGAGGAGCAGCGACGGAGACAGCAGGCGCAGCCCACUCCGCAACAUCAGCGUGCUGCAGCUGCGGCUACUCCCGGCACCAGCGGCGCCACGCCGAUGCCGACCACUGGCGCCUAUCCCCUCACGCCUGGAGCAGCAGGAAGUCCCGUCAGCGCGCUGCGGAAGCGGCGACUGCCCGGCCCGCCGUCGAUGCUGGGUGCUGGUACGCCGCUGGGACCGAUCGACGACGAUGAAGACGAUGUUGCGCGCGCGGAACGGAUGGGCGGCGAGUGGGGAAGAAAGUGCGGAAACGCCUUGCGGCCGCUCGUCGAGCUCGUCGCGCGACUAUGGCGGAAGACGCAGGACCCGCUGCUACACUGGGGCAGGAUCUGGAAGGCGAUCGCUACGACACUUCUCUUGCUUGGGAUCGUCGCUGCGGUACUCCGAUCGAACCGCCUCACCAUGCCGUCUCCCUCUCCCUCUUCAUCCUUUGUUGCUCCCUCCGCGCCGCCAGACUCGUUCGAGGGUCUCGUCGCUCGCCUUUCCGAUCUCGAGUCUGCUAUGAGCCGCCUCUCUUCCGCUUCCGACAACGACCGGCAGCAAUCCUCGGACGAUCGCGAUUACGUUUCACGCUUGUCCGAGCAGCUGGAAUCGCUCGAGGCAACAUUGUCGACUGAGCAGGCCCGCGCGAAGGCUGCUCUCCAGUUGCUCGAGAAAGCCGACGAGUCGCGCAGCUUGGCGGCGGAAAAGGCGGCGCAGGACCUCAAGGGCGACAUCGAGUCUCUCCAAAGCCGUAUCCGCUCAUUGACGACGGAGCAGCAACGCGACUCGGCAGACCUGCGACACCUUCAAACGACGGUCACCGCCGUCUCUCGCGAGGUCGCUGCGCUGGAUCAGCAGAUCGCCAAGGUCGCCAAAGACGUCGCCGCCGCCACCGACGUCGAGCGCAUCACCAAGAUUGCUCUCGACGCGAUCGCCAAGAAGCUGCCAGGCAAGGUUGCGGUCCGCCUCGACGACAGCGGGCGCCUCGAGAUCGACCCGGCGUUCUGGCGUGUGCUCAAGGACGCGUUCGUUGACAAGCGAGCGGUUGAGCGGACCGUCGACGCCAAGAUCGCUGCGCUGGAUGGCUCGAAGCGCAACGGUCUCUUCGGUUCGUCGAAGGAGGCGAAGGGACAAGUCGCCUUGCCCUCAUGGGACGACUUCCUCGCUGCGAACGAGGGCGCGCUCAAGGCUUGGGUCGCAUCCGACCUGUCGAGCCGCACGGGCAGCGACGCCUUCGUCUCGAAGCAGACCUUCCUCGACCUGCUUCGCCGCGAGAUCAAGUUGCUCAAGCGCGACUUCGAGGCCAAGGCGAACGAAAACUUUGAGCAGAUGGGCCAGGAGAUCCUCGCCAAGGUCGCCAAGCAGGAGGACAUGCGUCGCAAGGAUGCGUCUCUCGCCUCCCACCUCAACCCGUUCGCCCGCCACCACAGUGCGCCCACCGCCGACGGACCCGUCACGAUCAAGUCGUCCGACGGGCAGAACGUCACCGCCAUCAUCUCGUCGCUGGUCGACUCGGCCUUGCUCCGGUACUCGAAGGACGUUCUCGCCCGCCCCGACUACGCCCUGUACACCGCGGGAGGACGGGUCAUUCGGUCUCUCACCUCGCGCACCUACGAGCCACACCCUGUCAGUCGCAGUCGCUCAGUGCUCGCCUGGAUUACCGGAACCUCCGUUCCGCAGGGUCGCUCGCCCGUCACCGCCCUCCACCCAGACCGGACACCCGGCUCAUGCUGGCCUUUCGCGGGCCAACACGGCCAGAUCGGCAUCCAGCUCAGUCGACGCGUGGUGCCGACCGACAUCACGCUCGAGCACAUCUCGCCGGACGUCGCGCUCGACGGAGACGUCUCGUCGGCGCCCAAGGACUUUGAGGUUUGGGGCAUCGUCGACGGCCCACAGAACGUCGCCAAAGUCGCGCAGUUCCGCCUCGAGGAACGCGAGGCGAAGCGCGCAGCUCGUGCGGCCGGUCAAGACCCGCUCGACGACCUCGACGCGAUCGAGAACGAGCCCACUUCGAUCCCGCCCAGCGCCAACCACAUCCUCCUCGCCGUCGGCUCGUACGACCCGUCUGCUCCUUCGCCCGUGCAGUCCUUCCCUGUCACUCCCUCCGCUCGCCGACUCGGCCUCCCUGUCCAGGUCGUCGUCGUCAAGGUCCUCAGCAACCACGGCGAGUCGGCCUACACCUGCCUAUACCGCAUCCGCGUCAGCGGUCAGACCGAGUCGCAGCUGCUCGACGGCAGCGCCUAG